Antechinus flavipes (yellow-footed antechinus) is the source of this 4719-nucleotide messenger RNA. RefSeq names its product family with sequence similarity 187 member A (gene FAM187A). The record is from RefSeq and is a predicted model, not a curated record. Lineage: Eukaryota; Metazoa; Chordata; Mammalia; Dasyuromorphia; Dasyuridae. Bases 1611 to 2846 code for a protein of 411 amino acids. The transcript has a single exon.
CAGUAGUUUGUGAACUUACCCAGGCUUUGGAGGGAGGUUCAGACUUGCCAGGUUAUAGACAUACUUAUUUUUACUUCUAGGAUUUAUGAAAGAGAAAAACUUUGUUCUCAAGGAGAUAGGAUGAAGGUUGUGGGAGAAAAACAAUCAGGAAGCAUUUAUUAACUUUCUGCUAUGUUUUUGCACUGGACAAUUUAAGAAAUAAAACAAAGGAUUUUAUAUUCCAUCAGAAAGAUUACUAUCUAAGGUGGUUAGGAAAGGGAUAAGGAAAGACUUCGUGUAGAACAUGGUAUGGGCUUAAAGUGAGGGGUUCUAUAAGGCAAAAUGGCAGAAGGGGCAUUCUGGGCACAGGAGCAGGCAAUUAAAAAGACACAGAGAAGGGAGAUAGUGCCAGGUAUGAGAAACAGAAAAAAAAAGACUAGUUUGACCAGAUCAGCAUGCAGGAAAGGAAGUAAUAUAUAUGAUGGAGCUGCAAAGUUAGAUUGGGGCUAGGUUGUGAAGGGUUUGAAAAGUUAACCAGAGCUUGUUUUAUCUUAGAGAUAAUAGGCAGCCAUUGAAAUUUAUUGAGUAAGGGAGUAAUAUAGUCAGACCUGAGCUUAAGGGAAAUAACUCUGGCAUCUAUAUGGCAGCUGGAUUGGUGUAGAAUGAAACGAGUUAGGAAGACUAAUAAAGAGGCUAAUAUAAAAAAGUUCAGGCAAGAGGUGAUAAGGACCUGAAUUAAAGUGAUGCUUCUAUGAGGACAGAAGAGGAGUCAUACAAAAUUUGUUAAGGAGGUACACAUAGCAAGAUCUGUCAUCUGGUUAUAGAGAUGGAGGGGGAGGCACAGGAGUCUAGUAUAGCUCUGAGGUUGCAAACCUAGGAGAAUGGAAAAAUUAUAGUGCUGUUGACAGAAGUAGGGACAAUUUUGGAGGAAAGAUGAUGAACUUUGUUUUGAACAUGUUGAGUAGAAAUGCCUAUGAGACAUCCAGUUUGAAAAGUCCACCUCCUUCCCAUCUAACUCUGGCUUUAUCAGUGGGAGCCUUGUCCACACCAGAGGAGAGACUAGGGCUGGAUAAAUGGAUCUAUGAGCCAUCUCCAUGGAGGUGAUCAUUAAAUCAGGAGAGAUGCUUUGUCAUCAAAAAGAGGAGGAACAUCCAGAGUUAUGGAAAGGAUCGUGGGGGAGAAGGGAAAGGGAUGAGCCAGCAAAGGAAACUAAGGAACGGUCACCGAGGUGCUGCCAUUGGAGGAGAACCAGGAGGGAGGGACGCUGUGAAAUCCCAGCAUACAGGUCAGAGCAUCCCUGUAUGAGGAGGGUGCGGUGAGCAGCGCCCAGGCUUCACAGAGGCAGAGAAGGCUGAAGUGAUACCAGCCCAUCUGGCCACCAUCCUAUCACCUCCACGCAGGCAUUCUAGAACAGAAAGGCUGGUUCUAGAAUGACUUUUUUUUUUUCAUGAGAGAGGGUCAGGUCUAGAAAAAUUCUAGUUUUCAAUAGGAAUGGUAAAAAAGGAACAUUCCCAGUUGGGCUCCGGGUCCUUAAGAACGAGGCUGGGGGAGUGAUUCUCUGCUAACCCUCCCUUGUGGGGAGCCCCUUGUUGUAGCCCACCCCCUUCCCGUCUCCCUCCGGCUUCACCAGCAUGAGCUUGGUCCACCUCCCGCUGCUGCUUUGGAGCUGGGGAAGCCUCCGGGCUUUCGAGCUGGUAGAAAAGGAGAACAUUUUUCAGAAGGUGCCGUGUCCCGCCUUCUUGAUGUUUGACAAUGCGGCUUAUCUGGCUGACAUGACCUUUGAGCUGCCCUGCCGCUGCAAGCCCGAGGAGGUGACCGCUGUGGUCUGGUACUACCAGGAGCACUUAGGGAGCCUGCACACCAGAGUCCUGACGGACUUCGACGGGCGCGUGAUGGUGGACUCGGGGCAGGUGCGCGUGGGCAGCAGCAUGCUGGCCCGCUUCAGCAUCCGCAUGUUCAGCUUGCUGGUGUUCCGGGCCCAGCCCGAGGACUCGGGGCUCUACCUCUGCGGGACGCGCCGCGGGGACUAUUUCUACGGCUACGACGUGGACAUACAGAGCGGCCAGAAGAUGGUGGCGGCGUUCACUGAUGAAGGCCAGGAGCCGCGUGAGGACGAGGAGCGCGGGAACCUGCACAUCUUCACCACCUUCUGGGAGUGGACCCGCUGCGACCGCUGCGGGGUUCGGGGCGAACAAUGGCGGAUUGGGCUCUGUUACCUGCAGAAGCCGGGCCUCUCCCCCCGGUUCCGGAAGAACGUGCCCGACGUGGUGUCUUGUGGCUCCCGGGCAGUGCCCGGGAGCCUGCGCAACAUGGCGGGCCGCCACCGUCCGCCGGAGCUGAUGGUCCGGAGCUGCAUGGUGCCCUGCAAGAAGAAGGCGCAGAGCGGGCUGAUGGCCAUCUUCACCUUCAUCUCCAAGCUGGGCAGCAAGCCGUGGAUUCCCAAAGUACCCAUUCAGUUCCACAAACAGAGGCUGGGCCACGGGCUCAUCAUUUCCUGCCCGGGGGCGCGCCCGGAGCACGCCGUAGCCUGGGACAAGGACCGCCUCCGUCUGUACCGCACCAGCUUCCUGAAGGGAGUCAACCGAUCCAUGAGGCUCUUCAUCGACCACGGCAACCAGUUCCACAUCCGGUUUGCCCAGCUGAACGACAGGGGCACCUAUUACUGCUGGCGAGACGGGGAGAUGGUGGCCGGCUUCCGGGUGACUGUGACAUCCCGAGGGCGCUACUACGGUUCCCUCUCGGACCCCGAGACCCAGUACGCCCUACAGGCGGCCUUGGUGGGCUACGUGUUCAUCACCGCCCUCUUCAUCCUCAUCCAUUUAUGCCGCUGCUGCUGCUAUUUCUUUGUCUGCUGCCCUGAUCUCUAGACUUAACCCUUAGACCUUGAAGACCAAUUAUUUAUCGAAUACAUUAGUGAAAUGGUUAGAAUUCUAACGCUCCUGCACCUCGGUGGGAAGCGGCCCGGGGAAGCCGGAGCACACACGGUUGGCUGUAGCUCCCCAAGCUACUGUGGAACGAACAGUAUCGUGAGCACAGACUAGAAAUGGGUCUGGGCUCAGAACCUGACUCGCUCUCCCUUCCCCUAAACGAGGUGUGGCUGAGAGAUGGGGGCUUAGACCCUCCCUUCCAAGAUGGUGGGGCAAAGAGAGAAGGCUUCAUGGGCAGCUCUGUGGAGCUGGCUGCUGCUUUGGGAAAAAGCCUCAGCCGCCACGGGCCUGUUCUGUUUUAAAAACAUCUUGUUUGUAAACUACAUUCGCUCAGUGUAAGAGUCCGGAAUGAUACUGCGCGGGAAGCGAAGGGCAGGAAGCGCACGGUUAUACUCCCCCACCCAAUGCUGAGUGAAGUCCCAUUAGCGUGGAAGGGAAGUGGAGAGGAGUUAAGGCUCAGGGGCAGGGUGAUGGGAUGGGGUUGGCACAGCCCCCUCCCGUGGGAGAGCCGAGAGGUGGGCUCCCUUCCCUCCUGUUCCGUGACCUUCCCUUAUGGCACAGCAUUAAAAGGCAGCUCAUUAAAGCCAGCUAAAUACAUGAGUGUGUCUGACAGCAUACGUGAUAGUGCACACGCGGGAGUUCUCUCCCAGCUCUGCCCUGCCGCAGGCAGCCAGGCGUGGCCAGCUUACAGGCCGGACUCCCGAGGGAAAAUGAAGUGGGCUUCCAAGUGAGCGACAGGGACACGGAGCUCGGGCCUUUUCUGGGCCGCCGGCUAGGGAAGGUUGUGCUGAGAGCCGGGAUCCACCGGCUGAGCUGCGAACCCAAAGUGAGGUUCCGUUAGGGAGGUUGGUGAUUGGGCGCAUGUGCGGCCCAGAUCUGUGAACCAGCCCUGGCCGCCCUAGUUAAAGCCUACUGGGGAUGGAAUGGGGAAUCGGUGUGGGCUAAGUGCCCAAGGAGAGUGGCCAGUGGCUCUCAGCUGUGAGGGAAGCCAAAGAGGGGGGACAGCGAGGCUUGCUCCUGCCCCAGGUCUGUGCACGGGGCUUCCCUCUCAAACAUAAAUCAGGUGCUCACUCUAGUGAAUGCAGACGGCUUUAUUAGGUAUCCUCUGCCACCAACUAGGUUAAAGUCAGCGAUGGCGAAGCAGUGAGGUGACAGAACUAAAAUAAAAAAGCCAUGGGUGAAGAAAAUUCCAGCAAGAGGAAAGGUUCUCCAUCAUCUUCCAAGGUCCGGCCUGUUGGUGUGAAGUGGGGGUCCUGGAACAUAUGCUCCCAAAGCACCUCUUAGGCAACCCAUAUUCCUCCACUCCCAACCCUUACACAGAAUGCUAAGGAGGCACACUGGGCCAAAUGCUACAUUUAAAGCCAAGCCUUUUCAGCCUAAUCUUUUCCUCUGAUGCUUUUCCUCAGUUUUCCCAUGUUUAAAAAUGGGGCCAAGGCUGGUAGUAUGGAAGGGAGGAAGGGAGGAAGUUGCUGCGGUCAUUAAUACAUUAGAAAUACAGCUAAUCAGUAAUGUGUGAGAGAGGGAUAGAGCAUCCAAGCAGCCUCUGCAAUGUGUAGGGAGCACCAGUGGUGCUUAGCAUGGAUGUCUAUCAGAGAAAUUACUGGGGGAAAGAAGCACCCCACUAAAUUUGACUUGCAAAACUAAAGUUUAAACUUAUACUAAGAAAUGGGAAAUUAUAGAUUGUCCUGUUUGAAUUUAUGAGAGAAAGAAAGGAAGGAAAAUCAGGAUUGGGUUUAGAAUCUAAUUUAUGUAGAGAAGAAAUGGGGGGAAAUGGGGAAAGAUGAAGGGCUGUAGAGGUGGGAUGGUAUAAAAA